CUUUGCUCAGGUAAACGGGAAAGUGGAAUUCUCACUGACGACGACGACGGCGAAGGAGAAAAAUUAGCAUCGCAAGAAUAUAUUUAUAUAUACAGACACGUUUUCUUUUUGGCAAUCGGAGAUCCCAGUGUUCAAAUUCAAUGGCGGAUCGGAGCAGAGGCUUCCUCAGAGAGGAGUUCGUGACCUACGCUUACAUUCUUCUCUACAUCGCCCUCUCUAGCGGUCAGAUCUUCUUCAAUAAGUGGGUUUUGUCAUCUAAAGAAAUAAACUUCCCUUAUCCGCUUGGACUUACUUUACUCCAUAUGGUCUUUUCCUCGGUGCUGUGCUUUCUCAUCACCAAAGUCUUCAAGAUCAUGAAGGUUGAGGAAGGAAUGACACUAGAAAUAUAUGUUACAUCAGUUAUUCCAAUAGGUGCAAUGUUUGCAAUGACUCUCUGGUUGGGAAACACUGCCUAUCUGUACAUAUCCGUUGCCUUUGCUCAAAUGUUGAAGGCUAUCAUGCCUGUUGCUGUGUUUGUUCUUGGAGUAGCUGUGGGGCUUGAAGUAAUGAGCUGCAGAAUGCUUUUGAUAAUGUCAGUUAUAAGUUUCGGUGUUCUAGUAGCCUCUUAUGGGGAAAUCAACAUCAGCUGGAUUGGAGUGGUUUACCAAAUGGGUGGUGUUGUCGGAGAAGCCCUGAGGCUAAUCUUCAUGGAAAUUCUGGUCAAGAGGAAGGGCAUCAAACUAAACCCAAUAUCACUAAUGUACUAUGUGAGCCCCUGCAGUGCGCUUUGCUUGUUCAUACCAUGGAUAUUUCUGGAGAAAUCGAAGAUGGAAGCCAAUGGAACAUGGAACUUUCAACCUCUAGUGCUGACACUUAAUUCUCUUUGUACAUUUGCUCUCAACUUGUCGGUCUUCCUCGUCAUUUCUCACACGAGUGCUCUCACUAUACGGGUCGCUGGUGUGGUCAAGGAUUGGGUGGUUGUCUUGGUGUCAGCUCUUCUAUUCGCCGACACAAAACUCACCAUCAUCAAUCUUUUCGGUUACGCCAUUGCCAUAGCGGGUGUAGCUGCGUACAACAACCACAAGUUGAAGAAGGAAGCAUCUCGGGUUCCUUCUGAAUCUCCAGAGGAAGAAGGUCAAUCCAUACCAUUGGUUUCACAAUCUUCAGAUACAACCAAUAGAUAAUAAUGUAACAUCCCCUACGAGGUAAUGAUUUUAUUGUUCAUUUGUGAUUUGUAUCCGUUAAAAAAAAAAAGAGUAUUCUCACAGGACAAAGUGUUUGUACCUGAGAAAAGAUUAGUCAUUCUUAAAAUCUAGAAGAAUACAAAUGUACGGUCAUCCUCUGAACUACUUGGGGUCGAGGAUGAUGAGAUGGUUUAAUAGAACUCAGAUGACUUGAAAUACAAGUUACUUAUCGUUUUAAAUUUUUUUACUCAUUUA
Messenger RNA from Tarenaya hassleriana, 1418 nucleotides. Its product is annotated as probable sugar phosphate/phosphate translocator At3g14410. The transcript is spliced from 7 exons. Gene Ontology annotation, molecular function: antiporter activity. The record is from RefSeq and is a predicted model, not a curated record. Bases 141 to 1163 code for a protein of 340 amino acids. Lineage: Eukaryota; Viridiplantae; Streptophyta; Magnoliopsida; Brassicales; Cleomaceae. Gene Ontology annotation, cellular component: endosome; trans-Golgi network; Golgi apparatus.